Messenger RNA from Aspergillus wentii DTO 134E9, 788 nucleotides. RefSeq lists its product as uncharacterized. The coding region runs from base 120 to 650 and encodes 176 amino acids. The transcript has a single exon. The record is from RefSeq and is a predicted model, not a curated record. Lineage: Eukaryota; Fungi; Ascomycota; Eurotiomycetes; Eurotiales; Aspergillaceae.
CCACUACUGCAUGCAUACCUAGCCACCAGGCUGAGCUAACAGCGCCUCAUAGAGAUACCUAUUUAACAUCCACCGCACGCAGAGAAACCGCCUUUUCAAUUUUAUCCUAAUCUCCAACUAUGGACCCCUUAUCUGCACUUAGCCUCGCAGGCACCAUAGUCCAAUUUAUCGAUUACGGGAUCAAGAUAGUCGGAAAAGGUCGCGAACUGUACAAAGCUGGCACCCUGGGUUUGAACGAAGAAAUCGAGCUGACGACGACUGAGCUUCAAAAGUUCACAGCCAAAUUUCAGCAGGGCAAGUCCCAUGCGGGUCAGAAUAGUAUUACCAGAAAGCCGCUAGGGGAGAGUGACGUGGCGUUGCAGAAGCUUUGUAGUGGAUGCGAUGAGGUCGCGAAGGAAUUAUUGGUGCAGUUGGCCAAGUUGAAGCUCAAGACCGACCCGGAAGAGCCAAAGUCGGAUGCUCCCAGACAGGAGAAGGAACGAUGGAAGCGGCAGCUGAAGAAAAUUGCUCUUCUCAAACAAAGUCUGCAGCUGGGGCUGGAGAGUGUAUGGAAUCAGGGUGCGAUUCAAGAGCUGGAGACGAGGCUGGAGAAAUAUCGAGCAGCCAUCCAAACGCAGUUGCUAGGAUCAUUGGUGUCUGUCUGGCUUUGAGUAUAGAGUUGAGGUUGGAAGCUAACCAUGUUCCCUUCCAGAGACCAAGCAGAGUCAUUGGCAAAACAGCAAUCGCAGAGAUUCGAUGCUUUAGAUCGAGAGACAAAGCGGAUUGCCAGUCAACUUGUACAGGACAUG